AUGGCCACAUUCGUGCGAACACUAACGCGGAGAGAUUCGGAAUACUUUCUUUCUUUCUUUCUGUUUUUUUUAAAUACUUCUUUUGGAAUCUUCGAGUCGAUGAAAAUGAACGUACCAGACAACAUAUGGUUGGAUGCCAGCGAGCCUUUGCUGGGUGAAACGCGACUCUCGUGGAGAAACUCGACGAGUUCCGUGAUGUCUAUUUUCCCGCGUGGGAAGCUGCUGCUGGAGGUCCUCAUGGUGCUCAUGUGUGUCGGCGCGGUCACUGGAAAUAUCCUGGUCAUCAUGAUUGUGGUGGCAACAAAGACAUUCCACUGUAUGACGUCUGUGCUCAUUAUUAAUUUGGCAAUCAGUGACUUCCUGGUUGGCAUUGGUGUCAUGCCAUUCGUGGCCGUUUCUAUCAUGAAUAACGGAUGGGUGAACUGCACUGAUUUAUGUCUUUACGUGGGUUACACCUCCUCAGUCUACUGCAGUGCUUCAGUUCUAACACUUGCAGCUAUUGCUUUGGAUCGCUAUUACUCCAUUGUGGACUGUCUGCGCUAUAAUUCACGCUGUACUGCAUGGCGAACUGGUGCAGCUGUACUAUGGAUAUGGCUGCAGGCCAUGCUCACCAGUUGUCCACCUCUCUUUGGCUGGAGUAACAUCAGCUUUGUGAGGCCUAUGUAUAGCUGUGCUGUCAACUGGGCUAGCAGUCCCAGCUAUACAGGCUUCAUGGCGGCCCUCUGCUUUCUCCUUCCAGCUAUAGUCAUUCUCUUUUGCUAUGUGAAGAUUGUGCGAGUGGCCCAGCACCAUGCUCAGAGGAUCCACAGCCUUCAGCAGCAUUUUCAACACAGCAGGGGCGACCACAUAUCCCCACCGUUUGAAUCAUCCCACCAGUGUUCAGCUGCGGACCUGGAAAUGCAUGACCCAUCCAGGCUUGUGUACUAUGUAAGUGGGAGGUUUGUAUCAGAAUCUCAAUUCAAUGUUCCUCAUACUGAAGCAGAUCUGGCUGGUGAACCAACUUCACAACUUGAAGGGAAAAGCAGCUCCAGACAUUCCAGUCGACUUCUGCAUACCUUCCUUGCUCAUUUCCAGAGUGGUAGCACUCUGCAGAACAGUCAUCCCCAGCAACAUGGUGUUGUGAGACUGUUCAUGGUCAUUGCUGCUUUCUUCUUGUGCUGGACACCUUACAUUGGAGUUGCCCUGGUGCAGGCCACAGAGACUGCCCUCUCCCGAUCAGCGAGCCAGGUGCCACCUGCUGCUGUCACUUUCUCAUACUGGCUUGUGCUGUUCAACUCCGACAUCAACCCAUUACUGUAUGCUCUACUCAGCAAGCGAUUCCAGGGGGCAUUGAAGAACCUCAGAAAGAAGAUGCAGGCCAGGUUUGGUAUGGUUCAAAGGAUAGAAGAGGGAAGAACAGAUGGAGAAGGGGGAAGGUUGACAACUCCCAAUAAUGUCACAGAUCAGCAUCGCCAAGAUAUUGGACCCCAUCAGAAUGGGUCUGUGUACUCCUCUGUUUUUACAAUGAAUACGACUUUUCCCAAAAGCUAUAAGCAAGAAGCAAACGAAGUCCUUCUACCAGGGAGUAUGUUAUCGUCAUCUUCCUUUUCUACAUCUUCCUCGUCUCUUUCCCUUUGUCAUAAGUGCAGCAAAAAUACGCCAGGAAAGUCAGACUGCCUGCAGGUUCCCUCCAAGCCACCAGGGUGGGACAAACUACACAGUACCUCUGUAAUCAACGAGAGACAUGCAACUUUUUUUUAUGGACAGAUUGCAGUACGAGUGGAACAGGAAAUUAGCUGAGCCUGCAUCGGAGGGUUUGACUACAGACAAGCUGGAAAUGAACCUGCGUGGUACUUGAACUAUUGUAUUUUAGGAGUUAAUUGCAUUUGUGCAUCUGGUUGCUUGCAAUGAUAUUUGACUGUAAAUUAUUAUUAUUUAUGCAGAAUUUAAUAUUAUAGUUUAAUUUGGUUUGCAUCCCAGUUUAGCUUAUGACACAAAUACUAAUAAAUAAAUAAAUAAAUAAAUAAAUAAAUAAACUGAAAUAAAUAACUGGCAAUCCAAAGCUUUAUAAAAGGUGUUUUAUGUCAUGACAGACUAAUGGGAAAAAAAAAAAAAAAAAGGUAGCUUUUAUUAAUGUUACUAAGACUGAAAUAUUACUAUGUAAUUAAAAGCCUGUUUUUGUGAAAGUAUGCUUGGGUGUGUGGUUACGUGAAAUACAUCCUUAAAUAAAGCAUUGAACAAAUAAGACUUUGUUCUUGUAUGCCCUGUAACAUCUAGUCAACCUGAACACUAAUAAUAUUAACAGUUAUUAGUAAAACAUAACACAUCUGAUUUAAAAAAAAAAAAAAAAAAGUUUGGAGUAAUUAAGUUAUGAAAGAAACGAAGAGAUAGACAAUAAUGGGGCUUACUAAUAGACAGAGGGCAACAGUUUGAGGCAGUGAUGUAGUGGAGUGGAAAUGAUAGGGGUUGCUAUCAUUAAUGAGUUGUAUUCAGUGGAGUGUGAUCUCAUUUUAUAUGUAAAGCUGAUUACUGAUUCAGUUUACCUCAUUAUUACAAAAUGAGCAUGUCCAAGUCCAAGAAGUGCUAUCAAAAUCUUCUCCCAUUCCAAGAACUGGAAUAAGACUUGCCAUUCAUAAGAAAAAGGUUCAACCCCUUUAAAGUUUCAAGCAUUUUUUGUAUUUUGAAUUAUAUUUACACAUUUUUUCAAUCAGUAUUUCUAAAUGGAACUCAAAACGUUUCAAACCCAAAAUAAGUUACACUAUGUAGUCAAAUACACUAUGUAGACAGGGUUAAAGAGCAUUUCUGUGUGGAGAAUAGCCUGCCUAAGAAGAAGGUUCGGUGUUUUUCCAACAACAAACCCUGGGUGACUCCAGAGCUCAAAGCUCUGUUAAAGGAAAAAAGAGACUGUUCGGAUCGGGGGACAAAGAUGAGCUGAGGAGGGUUCAAAAACAACUCAGAGGGGAGAUAAGGAAAGGAAAAGACAGUGGGUAUCACAUUGGACACUAUGGUAGCAUCUGCUAUCUUCUAUGCAGUAGUUUGCUGGGGAGUUGAGUGCACAGAGAGGGACAGGAAACGCCUCAACAAACUGGUCAAGAGGGCUAGCUCUGUCCUGGUCUACCCUCUGGACAACUUAGA
This is a messenger RNA of Ictalurus furcatus (blue catfish), 3114 nucleotides long. RefSeq names its product 5-hydroxytryptamine receptor 1D. The record is from RefSeq and is a predicted model, not a curated record. Lineage: Eukaryota; Metazoa; Chordata; Actinopteri; Siluriformes; Ictaluridae. The transcript is spliced from 3 exons. Bases 1 to 1779 code for a protein of 592 amino acids. Gene Ontology annotation, cellular component: membrane. Gene Ontology annotation, biological process: G protein-coupled receptor signaling pathway. Gene Ontology annotation, molecular function: G protein-coupled receptor activity.